AUGAUUUUUAAAAUCUUCAAGCACUUCAACAUCGGGAUCCCAAAUCUUAAGUAUCGCUCACCUGGUAUGGCUCAAGAGUUCUCCCAACGCACUUUAACCAACAUGGGAUACUUUUGGGAUGAAAAUCGAAAGGUGUAUUAUUUCGGUGGUAAGAAGAAUGGUAAGAAAAUUUAUAACUUUGAUGACCCUACUGAGUUUAUUGAUUCUACAACUGAACCACACGUGGUUGACGGUCAACCUAUUGGUGCUCCUCAAGUUGAUGCAGUAAUGCAUGAUGUUAUUCAUGGAGAUAGUCAAGGUAGUGGGAUUGGUGUUAAAUAUGGAAACGAAUCUUCCAUUAUCACUAUGCUUCAGAACAUGCAGGCUAAGAAAGAUGAGCGCUACAAGGAGGGUUUUCGUAGGAGAGAUGCUUUUGAGGCACCUCAAGAGGAACGAUUUCUUCUCAUUCAAGAGCACAUGACAACACAAGACACCAACUUUGAAGCUUUUGCCUCUUAUGUCACUGAAAAACUUCUUUCUAUGUGGAAUGAGAUGACAUCUAAUCCUGAUGCCAUAAUUUCCAGGAUAAACCAUAUGAUUUCUAUUCAAGAUGAGAAUCACUACCAUUGCGCACAAUUCUACCUGGAGAUGUGA
This is a messenger RNA of Vicia faba (fava bean), 633 nucleotides long. The record is from the annotation of a GenBank genome assembly. NCBI's taxonomy places the organism in Eukaryota, Viridiplantae, Streptophyta, Magnoliopsida, Fabales, Fabaceae.